AUGAUGAAUCCUUUCAGCGUGCUGAAGCAAUAUAUCUGGGAGUCUUCCCCAAUCCCUAUCAAGGAAGAUGUAUUUGAUCCAAAAGUGCACCUGAACUACACCCCACCUUCAAAGAAAUUUACAAUGGAAGACCUCCGUCUAAAUCAGAGUGCAACCGCAUCACCCAUUGCAGGAACAGUGCCAUUUCCAUUGUUGUCAGCCGAAGGUGUCAGAGCCUACCGAAGGGCCCUGUUCCAAAAGGAUGUUAUAGACAAGUGUGCCAGCUCGCCAUUCCCAGGAACUUUGGUCCUCCGUGAUGCGGCGAAACAGUCAAAGUUUGUCAAAGAUUUUUGGACACACCCCGAGACAAUGAGGAUUGUCUCUGAAGCAGUCGGUGUACCUCUGGAGGUGGUGAUGCCAACGGAAAUAGGGCACACCAAUAUUCAAGUUGAAGGCACUACCAUCGCAGAAAUGGCCAGUAAUCUCAAGCCUGAGCCCGCGUUAGAAAAAAUUGAGUUGAGUCCAGAAGACCGAGCUUAUGACCCUUUGAAAGAUGCUAGUUCUAUCAUUCCGUGGCACUAUGACUCGUAUCCUUACGUUUGCGUAUUGAUGCUGAGCGAUACUGAGGGUAUGAUUGGAGGCGAGACAUAUAUCAAAAAGGGAGACGGGGAGGCACAGAAGGUUGAGGGUCCCCAAAUCGGUCAUGCUGUCAUGCUUCAAGGUGGCGAAGUCUGUCAUCUGGCUGCCCGGGCAAAAGGUGUGAAGGAGCGGAUAUCGACCAUCACUUCGUACCGUUCUACAAUGCCAAACGUCUACGACUCCAGCUAUAUUACCAACAUUCGCCCUUAUGCGGAUACAAAGUCUCUCUAUCCUGAAUGGACACGAUACCGCUUGCGAAAAUUGAGAGAUGAGCUCACCCAUUAUCUCGACGAGAUAGAGAAAGAAGAAGACCCCGUCCAAGAGAGGAAGGAUAUACAAAAUCUGAUUGAUCAGCAGAUUGAUUAUUUACAACGAACCUCUCGACAGAUGGUUGAUCCCGAAUAUACUCAGGGAGUUUUGAGGAAGUAUGGCAGACCGCCAUACUAUGAUGCACCUAGAAUUUGGGAGACUGUUCAAUCACUACCGGAUUUCGAGAAACUUGCAUCAGCCGCAGAUGAUGAACGACGGUGGCAGCCUGAGAGUGUCUAUUGGAUGGACCUCCUGAGAUCCGUCGAAACAAUCCGGCUAGGAAAACCUCUUCAGAGUGCCCUUGGAACCGCUGUGCGGGAGAAGACAAGAAAGUACUAUAUGGGGGAUGAACUUCUGCGACAAGGGCUCAAUGAGUUGUUCUUGGAUUGGUUGGGAUACUCAGGUAUCUGGGAACUUUACUGCAAGAUUUGA
This is a messenger RNA of Penicillium expansum, 1359 nucleotides long. RefSeq lists its product as uncharacterized. NCBI's taxonomy places the organism in Eukaryota, Fungi, Ascomycota, Eurotiomycetes, Eurotiales, Aspergillaceae. The record is from RefSeq and is a predicted model, not a curated record. The transcript has 4 exons. The coding region runs from base 1 to 1359 and encodes 452 amino acids.